ACGUUGUCCAUCCUGCUGAUGCUCCCUCGUCUCAUCGUAAACUCUUGUGCACCCUCUGGUGCUUGCUAGUCUCCCAAACUUCUUUGUGUAGCCUGCUUUGCAGAUUGUCUUCCUUGUCUGUGUGGUUGCUCAUUAUUCAGAGACAGACGGAUCUCAGGUCAUCUGCAGCUGCAGCAAAGGAGAAGCAGGAAAGAUGGCGAUCAUCCAUUAGACCGACCGGGCGCACGCAUGAAAUACGAGGACAACUUUUGGGAGGAUCGCUUGAGGAGAAGAUUGUACCAGUUUCCCUGAUUUUCCAGGGAGUGCUCCCUCUUUUCAGUGAUGGAGGUAUUGCAGUGUGAUGGCUGUGACUUCCGUGCAGAGUCAUAUGAUGACUUGAAGACCCACAUUCAGGAAGUGCACACUGUUUUCCUGCAGCCUGCAGAUGCAGACGAGUCUGACUCUCUGAAAGACGAGGAAGAGGAGGAGGAAGAGGAGGAAUAUGAGGACAAGGAUGACAAGGAUUAUACGCCUCCUAAAGCUGGAACGAGCCCCAACUCUACUGACAAUUCCAGCCAAACACCACAGAAGCAGACAGCAGAAACACACCUGCCGUUUUACCAGUGCAAGUUCUGUGUCCGUUACUUCAGAUCGAAGUCGUUCUUAAGAAACCACACCAAAAAAGUGCAUAAUGUUGUAGAGGACGACUCGGAUGCAAGUAUCUCCUCACAGACAGCGAAGCAGCCCAGCUACACCGUUAUAAUGCACAGUGACCAUUCAAAAGUGUAUUCCUGUCAGUAUUGCACGUACAAGUCUCCACGCAAAGCAAGGAUAAUGAAACAUCAACUAAUGUAUCAUAACAAGGUUCCCUCAGAGGGCGCUGGGGAUGCUUCAGUGUACGCAGAGACCGGAGAGGAAUCAGACUCAGCCAGUGGACUCAUGAAGGGAACAUUUGCUUGCGAAUGGUGUGACUAUCAGACUGACCAGAAGGACAGCUGGACUAAUCACGUGGUGAAGGAACACAGUGACAAGGUCAAGAUCGUUUCCUGCAUUGCGGAGCUGGAAGGGGAGGCAAGUGCCAACUCACCCAAACCAGAUUCUCCCACCGCUUCCCGAAGCCCGAAUAGAUCAAAGAUGAGCUUCACGGAUGUCCAAGGAAAGGAAGAGGCAGCAGGAAAAACAGCAGAAAAUAACUCAGAGGAGUCAGUCCCAGAGAUCUCAUCUUUUCAAUAUGCACAGAUUAGUGCAGUAACACCCAACAGCACAGGUUCCUCCAUUCUGUCCAAGAGGUUCGCUUCAUCUGACGUCUCCAACAGCAUCGUAGAAAUAGAUGCCAACUUGCUCAAUGAGGAGGACUCUAGAAGCAGCUUAGAGGAUGAUGAUGAGGAAGAUUUGGGUGAUAUAGAUGAUCCCAGCUAUACCGGGACCCUGUCAGCAGAUGCAAAGCAGCUUUUAACUGAUGAGGAUAAUAAAUUACUGGAAACUAAAGGAAUACCAUUUAGAAAGUACAUGAACCGAUUUCAGUGCCCGUUCUGCUCCUUCCUCACCAUGCAUAGGCGGAGCAUCUCCCGCCACAUUGAAAACAUUCACCUUUCUGGUAAAACCACAGUGUAUAAAUGUGAUGAAUGCCCGUUUAUUUGCACCAGCCCUCUUAAACUAGGCACGCACAAACAGAGCCACAUAUCCUCAGAUUUAGACACCAUGGACUUAACGAGUGAUAGUCCAGAUCCUCAUAAUGAUAGCGCCGCAGAGCCAGUUAAUGGGGGUAAUGUAAGCUCCAAAGUCAAUGGAAAAAAGAUAACCAGCACACCGAAUGACCAGCAGAACCCUCACCGCUGCACACUCUGCAGCUUCUCUACUACCACUCUAAAAGGUCUGAGGGUUCACCAGCAGCAUAAGCAUUCCUACUGUGAUGACCUAGAUCCCACUGUCUUUGAAAGCCAGCUGACAGACCAGCCAGAUUCUGAAGCGGACGCUUCUCCAAUCUUUCUACAAAAAACCCAGACCUCCAUUCUAGGACUUGCCACCAAAAAGCCCUUAGUAACAGGGAAAAGAGCCAGGAAGUCCAUUAAUGACUUGCCUUUGGAUUUGUCCUCAGUUAAGAAGAGAACUAGAAUUGAUGAAAUUGCCAGUAACCUUCAAAGUAAGAUAAGCCAAAGCCAGCAGGACAUGAUCAUAAACCUAGAUGACAUGGAUGACGAAGAUGCAGGAGAAAAUCACAGCAGUGCUGAUAAAGAGGGUAGAAACCAUGACAAUAAAACCCCUGUCUUCACUUAUAACACACAACAGCUUCAUGCAAGAGAAUCGAUGAUCUCUAACGAGGGAGGCAGAAUAGGCAAAAGAAAAAGCAACCCUAAGUCAAAACCUAGAAACAUUCCUAUAUCGAUGACUCUCUCAGAUGAUAGUGAGAACAUCUCUGCUGACCCCAAUGACAGCGCUAUCCAGGAGAAUACUGAUUAUUCAGAGGAACCAGGAACGACACGCUUCUACUGUAAACACUGUGAUUAUCACAACAAGUCAGCUCGUAGCGUCAGCACCCAUUACCAGAGGAUGCACCCUUACAUCAAGUUCAGCUUUAAGUACAUCCUGGACCCUGAGGACCAGAGUGCAGUUUUCCGUUGCUUAGAGUGCUACAUCGAAUACACAAAUUACAAUGACCUGCACCAACACUACAUGGAUCACCACCCUGAAGCAAGCAAUGUGCUCAAUUUCAACCAACCAAAUCUGGUUUAUAUGUGCCGCUUUUGUUCGUACACGAGCCCCAAUGUCAGGAGCCUAAUGCCCCAUUACCAAAGAAUGCACCCCACAGUGAAAAUCAACAACGCUAUGAUCUUCUCCAGCUAUGUAGUCGAGCAGUCCCACAAAACGGGCGAAUCGCAAACCCUGAGGGAAAUAUUAAACUCUGGCCCCAAGAAUUUAAACUCCCCCACGUCAACCCCCAGGUCCUCCUCCAGCCCAGUGCUGAAAACGGUGCCCAAGACCCCUGAAGCCCCUGCUGAGCCAGAUCCUCUUAAAGAAUCUACAGGUGGCAAUGUUGUCGUCUAUGAUUGUGAUAUGUGUUCCUUUGCUAGUCCCAACAUGCACUCCGUUUUGGUCCACUAUCAGAAAAAACACCCAGAGCAAAAGGCUUCUUAUUUCCGUAUACAGAAAACCAUGAAGGUCAUAUCGGUCGAUCAGUCGCAGCCCGUUGCAAACUCUUCAUUUAAUCUCAGCAUGGCUACACCUCCAAAACAACCAAGUGCAGCGUUGUAUGGAACAGAUGAAGAAAUGUACUACUGUAAACACUGCGUGUACAGCAACAGAUCUGUUGUUGGCGUGUUGGUUCAUUAUCAAAAGAGACACCCAGAAGUAAAAGUGACAGCAAAAUAUAUCAAACAUGGCGCCCCCACCCCUGGAUUGAUGAAGUUAAUGGAUGAAUUGCAAAUUGCGGCUCCCAAGCAGCUUUUAAAGCAGUUUCAAAAUAACGGUCAUGAUGGAUCUAACAACACAAGCCCUAAACCAGGAAGUGGUGAGAAAGGUGAGGAUGAGCUGUUCUUUUGUCAGCACUGUGAUUAUGGCAACCGCACUGUAAAAGGAGUGCUUAUUCACUACCAGAAAAAGCAUAGAGAAACCAAGGCCAAUGCCGACCUUGUGCGUCGCCACACUGCAGUUGUCCGGAGUCAGCGCGAGCGUGCUCAGAUGGUUCAGUCCAGCAGCGUCUCUACUGCCUUGAUCCCAGCUCCUCCAGACCCUGAAAACACUACGCCCCUGCGCUCCCUGAAAUGCAGACACUGUUCCUACACGUCCCCUUACGUCUAUGCCCUGAAGAAGCAUCUGAAGAAAGAGCACCCCACUGUGAAAGCCACAGCGAUGACCAUUUUACACUGGGCUUACCAAGAUGGCAUUCUUGAGGCUGGCUACCACUGUGAGUGGUGCAUUUAUUCCCACGCUGAACCCCAAGGCCUGCUGCUCCAUUACCAAAGACGCCAUCCUGAGCACAAUGUCGAUUACACGUACAUGGCCAGCAAGCUAUGGGCUGGUCCGGAGACCACCCAACAAGGGGGCAAUAUGGAAACUAAACAUUACAAAUGCAGAGACUGUGCCUUUGAGGCCUGUACAAUAUGGGACAUCACAAGUCACUAUCAGGCAGUCCACCCAUGGGCCAUUAAAGGGGAUGAAUCUGUGCUUUUGGAUAUUAUCAAAGGAAAUGGCCCAGAUGAAAAGAUCCACCAGCAGGUUGUCAAAGAACAUGUGUCUUUUAAUUGCCAGGCUGUUGAAGAUGAUGGAGCGCUAGUCAUUGUCACCCCAACUCAAGACAGCAAUCCCCAUCCUUCCCACCCACGUCUUUCCAUCUCUAACAAUCCUUAUCAGUGCACUGUGUGUCUGUCAGAGUACAACAGUCUCCAUGGUCUUCUCACUCACUAUGGAAAGAAGCACCCAGGCAUGAAAGUAAAAGCUGCAGAUUUUGCACAGGAGGCAGACAUCAACCCAAGUUCUGUGUACAAAUGUCGUCACUGUCCGUAUGUAAACUCCCGAAUCCACGGUGUCCUGACUCACUAUCAGAAGAGACACCCAUUAGUGAAAGUCACUGCGGAAGAUUUUGCAGAUGAUAUAGAGCAAAUCCCUGACUUAAAUGAAGGAGACGACAAGUGCAAAACUCAAAGGCAAGGCUACGGAGCAUACAGAUGCAAAAUGUGCCCGUAUACACAUGGGACACUGGAGAAACUCAAAAUCCAUUAUGAGAAAUAUCACAAUCAGUCUGCCUCUGAUAUGUUCACUGCCUCUCAGACACAUUUCUCUCCCGGGAAAGAUACAGAGCCAGUAGCCGAAUGCAGUGCUGGUAAUAUAUCAAGCGCAGCAAAAGUCCAGGAGGUCAGUGAAUUGGACCUUGCCCUCUCCCAGUUACCCAUCAAUAAGACAGAGAAGCAUGCUGUAUUCAAGUGUCAGCUCUGCAAAUACUUCUGCUCCACCAGGAAAGGCAUUGCUCGUCACUACCGUAUCAAGCACAACAAUGUCCGUGCUCAGCCUGAGGGUAAAAACAAUGUCUUCAAAUGUGCUCUAUGUUCAUACACAAACCCUAUACGCAAAGGUCUGGCAGCACACUACCAGAAGCGGCAUGAUAUUGAUGCUUAUUAUACCCAUUGUCUGGCUGCUUCCAAGACUAUAAGCGAAAAGCCUGCUAAAGUGAUUCCACCCCCGCCGCCAGAGGGGGAAAAUUCAGAAAUGAGUGAAGACUUGCGCUUGGCUGUGGAGAGACGAAGGUGUUCUCUUUGCGCUUUUCAGGCCUUCAGCAGGAAGAGCAUUGUCUCACACUACAUUAAACGCCACCCUGGUGUCUUCCCCAAGAAGCAGCACUCGAGCAAGCUUGGUCGCUACUUUACCGUUAUCUAUGCCAAAGAACCUGAGAAGAACGCUGUCGGUGCAAUGGUAGAGGACGACAAGGAAGUGCUGGAGGCUCAGCUUGAGCCUGAGCAGGACAGAGAGGUUGAAUGGCUGCCAUUCAAGUGUCUAAAAUGCUUCCAGUUGUCCUUCAGCACAGGCGAGCUGCUCUCUAUGCACUACAACGACCACCACAGCAAUGACUUGAAGAGGGACUUUCUGGUGUCGCCCAGUCCCGGGGAUGAGGACUCCGAGUUGUACCAGUGUUCUCACUGUGAGUUGAAGUUCCUGGCUCUCCCAACUCUGGCUAAACAUCUGUUGAACCACAAUGAAGAGUUUCAGAAGAGGGCCAUGAGGCAGGAGAGGAGGAGGCAGCUGCUCUGCAAACAGAAGGCAGCAGAACUACCUGAGAUAAAACCUGAGAAGGAAAGCCCUGUAAAUAAAGCUCCCAUUGGGUUCAGGUGUAACUUCUGCAUAGAGAUGCACCCCACCCUCCGAGCCAUCUGCAACCACCUGAGGAAGCACGUCCAGUAUGGAGAAGUCAAAGAGGGACAUGUCAAGCAGGAAGUCAGCGAGGUCCCCCUGACGAUGCCUUCAGAGAGCCUGACUAAUGGCGACCUCGAGGGGGAUGAAGCAGCUGAAGCCGACAGCCUCGAGAGACCCGCGGCUACGAUGAUGGGCCCACCCUUGGUUUCCACAGCUUCUGCUGGUGUUGCCGUUGCAGCGGAGACACAGGAAGCAGAAACGGAUGCUGUUGAAGGAAGGGCAGCGGCCCUCGUGGCUGCAGCGAGGGCCGUGGUGUCAGAGGGUGAACUGAAGCAGCGAUUAGUAGCAGGCGGUCACCCAUGUGCCCAGUGCGACAGAGUCUUCAUGUCCAUGCAGGGACUGAGGUCCCACGAGAGGAGUCACUCAGCCAUGGCGCUGUUCAGCAGAGAAGACAAAUACAGCUGCCAGUACUGCCAGUUUGUCUCACCCUUCAGACACAACCUGGACAGACAUGUGCAGUCUCACCACGGGCACCACAAGCCCUUCAAGUGCAAACUCUGCCCCUUUAAAUCUGCCUACGUGAGUCGCUUGAAGAGCCACCUGCACAAGGCACACACAGGUGAGCAGCACACAUACAAGUGCUUGUCGUGCCCCUUCUCCUCCAUGACCAUCAGUCAGCUGAAGGAGCACUCUCUGAGAGACCAUGGCGAGGCCCUGACCCUCCCCAAACUCCGGGCUGCGACCCACGCUGCUCAUGGCACCCUCAGGCCCUCACGGCUGACCAGUAACACAGAGCAGACUUCCUUGGCCCCGGAUGAUCCGUCAUACCUGGAGCCUGCGGAUGUUCGUCAGCAGCUUAGUCAUUACCAGCUGGCCUCCCGCAGUCAAAUGUCUUCCGGCUCCACACCUGGUGGCUCAACAGUGGCUGAUAAUCGACCAGACAGCAUCCUCACUUGUGAGUUCUGUGAGUUCAGCUCUGGAUACAUGCAGAGCCUGCGUCGGCACUACAGGGACCGCCACGGUGGCAAAAAGCUCUUCAAGUGCAAAGACUGUUCCUUUUUCACCUGCUACAAGAAUACCUUCACCAUGCAUGUGGAGGCCGGUCACAACAACAAUGCACCUGACAACCUCCCUAAAGACCUGCGCUGCCCUCUCUGCCUCUACCACACCAAACACAAGAGCAAUAUGAUCGACCACAUCGUCCUGCACAGAGAGGAGCGCGUGGCUCCGCUGGAGGUCAGCCGCUCCAAGCUGUCGCGCCACCUGCAGGGCCUCAUAUUCCGUUGCCACAAAUGCACCUUCACAUGCUCCAGCGACCAGGCCCUGCAGCUGCACCUGCAGAAGCACGCCGAGAUCAAACCCUACCAGUGCCAGCUCUGCUAUUACGACAGCAGUCAGCGGAGCCAGCUAGAGGAGCAUCUGCGCCUUGAGCACAAGGUUGUCCGGAACUUUGAGCUGAUGGGCCGCGUCAACCUGGACCAGCUGGAGAUGAUAAAGGAACAAGAGAGCAGCGGCGAGGAGGAAGAAGAUGGAGAAAUUAUGGAAAUGGUUGAGGAUGAAAAAGUGGCUGAGGAGGACGAUGACGACGAAGGAAUGGCGAUUAUGGAGAACUUGGUGGAGGAACAGAGAGAGAUGGAUGAUGAAGAGAUGGAGAACAACAUCAAAGAGGAGGAGGAGGACGAAGAGGAGGAAGAAGAUGAAGAGGAAGUCAGGGGGGUGGAGGAGGAGAAGCCUGGACUACAAGAGGUCCUUGCAUCUCCCACCAGCAGCAGCAGCAGCAGCUCUGCAGAGAAGCGUCUUCCCUGUGAGUUCUGUGGCCGCUGCUUCACCAACAGCCUCGAGUGGGAACGUCAUGUGCUUCGACAUGGCAUGAUGGUUAACAACAGUCAAAUGGAUACCAGCACCACCUCCGCAUUAGAGGCCUCAGCUUCUUCUUCCACUGGCUCCUCUGUCCUGAUGGACACAGGAUUGGACCUGUCCACCAACACCAACCACGAGGAUGGGAACCCAGCUGAUCUAUCACUGAGAAGUCCAAGCCAGUAUGUUGAAGACAAAGAAAUGCUCAACACCAAAAAGGAUCAACAGUUUGGUUGAACUGAUUGUGGCCUCUUGGGAUAUUGUGCUAGAAACUGAUAACUUUGGGUAGGAUCAGCACUGAGUUGGAUCUUAAAAUAGGACAUCAAAGGAAACAAAAAGAUUGAAACUGAAAAAAAAGUGACUUGUUAUGAGUUGGCGCAUUACUAGAUUUUAGGUGUUACAUAUUUAAGUAUUAGAUUGUGCUGCAUAAAACGGCUGAGCUCUUAAAACGGGCAGUCCCCUAGGACAGAUCUUAAUAUAUUGGUAACCAAUAGUGAACAGAACUCUUUAUUGCUGACAUUCUGGUCAAAUCUACAGUGAAAGAUCCCACCUAGAUAAAACGAAGCUAUUUAUAAAGAAUGUUGUCCAAAAUGAUUAACUAAAUUGAGUAUUUUAUUAUUUGAAGCACCUUUUACACUACCCCAAAACAGGGGUCCUGUAAAUUUACCCAAAAGGAACAAACAAGAUAUGAAAGCAUUUAAAACCGUGGCCCACCCCAGCGCUACCUUUUCUUGUUGAAAUCUGAGACUUUUUUCAUCUUAGCCUUGUGUUAAAUGUGUAGAAGUAUCCCUUGAGAAAGAGUCGCACCUUAUCUAUUUUAGUAAAACCACAAAUCAUCUUUUUUUCAUUUGUAGAAAUACUGACAAUUUCCCCAAAUGUUUGUAGCAAAUUGCUAUAUUUUAGGUCCCUUAAUAUUAUACUACGUAUAAGCCUUCAGCCUGUGGCACCCUUCAUAUUUUCACUGUAAUAUUUAAUUGUCCAGUAAUUUCACUGAUGAGAUCAUGGAAAUAAUGGGAGUAGUUUAAAUCUCCUGUCCCCCUUUAAGAUAUAAUGUUGUUUGUAGGCCAGGUUAAACAACAUCACAGUUAACCUGUGCACUCAGCGGAACAAUAUAACAACAGAGACGUUUUUAAUGUGUCAUGACUGUAUCCGUAUGAUAUAGGUAUCCGUUAAGCUGAGCGUAACAAGAGUUAGCCUGGGACAUAACUACAGGUUUUUACAACAUGGCAUGAUAUUUAUUAUCAUGAUCAGUAGACAGAGAUUACACUUGUCUUUUCAGUGCAAAAUAGUAAUAUGAUGAGCCAGAAUCCAGCUCUGUCCACAUGUUGACAGUUUAAUGUAAAGUUUGGAGGAGGCUGAGUAUUGAAGCCAGUGCAUAAGUGCCUUAAAAUGCAGCCACUUUAAUUGCUUUAAAGAAAAAUCAGCUAGUUUGAAAUAACAGAAAAUCAGCCCCAAUCUUUCUUCCAAAAUGUAAAAAAUGUAUGGCUUGUAUGGUAAUUUCAUGUCAGUCAGGACAAGUUUAGUCCAAGAAAACUUUUAUUUCUAUUUGCAGUAAGAUAUUGGCGAUAAUUUGCAUACGGCAAGCUGGUUGGUAUCAACAUGAUGAUACAUGAACAUGACUACAAUAUGGUCAAUCGCGUUCAGUCUCGUAUAUGUUACGUCACUGUUUGGGCCAAUGUUCAGGAUGCUCGAACAAGAUAUUAACUGAAGUUCAAUUAAGGAUUUUCUGAAAACUCCACCUUAUAGCUGUCCUUAACCGCUUAUCUGAACUCAGGUGACAGGGGCCUGGAGCCAAUCCCAGCUGAUAAUGAACGAGAGGCGGGGUACACCCUGGGCCUGGACAGGAUGACACACCGAGAAAGAUUCUAUUCACGCUCUCAUUCACACCUACGGGCAAUUUUAGAGUCACCAAUUAACCUAACCUGCACGUCUUUGAACUGAUGGGGCAAGCCUGAUUUGAACCCGCGACCCUCUUGCUGUGAUGUGAAAUACAUCAUAUCUUUACCAACAUCAUAUUGGAUUAAAGUAAAUUUGACCUUUUUGUAACUGCGUGAAGUUAGUACUACCUGCACUAGUGCAAAACAGCAGCAAAGAGGAUGUUGAGACUUAAAGUGUCAGUUUGACCAGAUUACAAAAAUAAUAUAUAAUAUAAUCUCAUCAAUUUUUGGUGGUAUUGAACCAUUCAGAUAUUUUUAGUGUAUUCGAUGAAGUUUUAAAAUAUCCGACCCUGAGAUUUCUGCCGAUCCAAAGGAAGUGGAUAGAAUUUAGUUUGUUAUACUCACAGCAUUAAAAACAUUUGAGCAUUAUUCAUUGCGUGUUAUUUUAUCUGGAUUGAAAGGGAUUGCUGUUUAUGGAAAGAAAUGCUGCUAAGUGUGUUUUUAUUCUGUGAGUACCACAAAUUAUGUUCCUUGCUAAACUGUGUAUAAGUGGAGCCAUGCGUGAUUGACAGAUGUCUCUGCCGUUCACAGUCAGCCCUAGUGAUUACCUCAGCUCCAUCCUGGUUCCAACAUAUCACCCAAAUUCAGAUUUUUUUAGGCUUCAAAUGACUGACAGGUUGGCAUUAAGCAUUAAACUCAAAUCUUUGCUUCAAGACGUCCCUUCAGAAACUUAUGGCUGAUGCCACAGACACCACAGACAUGUUUUUGUCCAGUUUUGACACGAUGGGAUACACUGAAAAGACAAAUGUAACCAAGUUGGAAAGCCCUAAAACCAUUUGUUUCCACAUAUAAAGACUAUAUUUGCCACUGGGACUGUAUGUUGAAGUUUGACUUUUAAAAGGUGUCAAAUCCCCCGACUUAAACCCCUUUAAAUUCUGUAUCGGCACAACUGUCAUAGUCUGCAUAUGUGUGCUUCUUUUUAGAAAAAAGUUGUUGUUGAUACUGACAAAAGGCAGAGAUUGUAUUUGUUGGAAGUUGCUGCUUGAAUGCCCUUAAGCCUUAUAAGAUAAUGAAUAGCAAUUUAAAAAAAAAAUCAAAGUUAAAUUUAUAUCAAAUCCCGAUAAGACCAAUAAGCAAUGUUAAACAAUCUGAGAUAAAAUGGCUGAUAACGACAAAAUCAAAUUUAUAGAGGAGCACAAUUAAUGUAAUUGUGUUCUUGGUACCAAAAUAUUUACCAAGCCUGCUGUGUUUGCUGCUGUGAUUGUCUUUACUGAGCAUUGAACCAUUAAUGGAAAUGGGAAAUUUGGGUUUGGAACCUAGGAGAACCACGUUUGCAGCCAUGUAUAGAAAACAAAAACUACUCGUUAAGUGUUUAAACCGUGGUGUUUCAGAAAGGAUACUUUAACCCUUUUUUUCCUUUAGGUGUUCUCAUUUUAAAAAAAGAAGAAAAGAAAAAAAGAAAUCUAAAGAUGAUAGCUAACCGUUUGGGGCUUUUUGAGUCCCCAAUCCAACAUUAUUACGCUGUUGUACAAUGUCUGGUUACAAUGAAAAAUAUCUCCUUUUUUGUACUGUAAUGGGAAUGAGCAGAUAUGAAGAGCAGUGUGGUUGUACAAUAUUUAAACAUGUGAAGGAAAAGAUGCAGUUCUCUACUAAUUAAUGGCCUGGGCUUUUAUUGUGAAGAAGAUAAACUUGGCAAAAUAAGAAGAGACGAGAAAAACAAUGUUCCUUUGGGAGCAUUUACCUAAACUGCUUGGUCCUUUUCUGGGCUUGACCAUCAUUUGGGCUCCCAGUUGACUAUAGAUCCCUCUGAGAUCUAGCUGACUCAUGACUCCAAUCCAACAUCUGACACUCCAUGAACCAAUAAGGGUGUCAGCUCACUUGCUCCAAGUAGGCCUGCCUGUAGUCUACCCAGUCAACAAGAGGUGGGAAUGUAGCAGCCCCACUGACCUCCUCAGUCCUUGUAAUACCUUAAAAACCUGUUGAGUUGGUGCUGAAUCUCAAAGCCCUUUUUUCUGUUUUUCAGGACCAGCCUGUAGCUUUUUGAAAGUAAAACUGUUUGAAAACUAUUGUUGUAGAAAUAAGCUUUGUAAGGCAGCUUGUUGCCCAGCUUGAAAGCCCAGUGUAAACCAGAUGAUAAACUGGGACAAUCUGGGUAAUGAAGCUGUCAACCCAAAAUUGUUUGUUGUUCUGUGAUCAUUUUAAUAGAAAAUGACUAUGAAUCCCUCACUGUGUGCAGUCUUUGGACUGUGAUGUUCCCAGUUUACCCAAAGUUAAACCCCUGCUGACAACACACUGGAUACUUGUAUAUAUGUUUAGUUUGUUUCCGAUGCAUUUCUCUUUUCAGACUGUUGUCUCCAUAGUUUGACACUAGAAUCUCUCCUUCUUGCCUUUCUUCCCAUAUAAAUCUGAUUACCUGAUGGUGGGUCGUGAUGUUGCCUAGAAUGAUUGUUUACAAUUUUAUUCCAUUUAUCUCUGGAUAUUCUGUAAAUAUUGUAAUUCAUUGUCUUUUUUUAACUUGAUAAUAAAGUUAUCAGAUAACGGUUAA
This is a messenger RNA of Centropristis striata (black sea bass), 12102 nucleotides long. RefSeq names its product zinc finger protein 462 (gene znf462). Bases 322 to 7917 code for a protein of 2531 amino acids. Gene Ontology annotation, biological process: regulation of gene expression. The transcript has 13 exons. The record is from RefSeq and is a predicted model, not a curated record. Lineage: Eukaryota; Metazoa; Chordata; Actinopteri; Perciformes; Serranidae. Gene Ontology annotation, cellular component: nucleus.